Messenger RNA from Fukomys damarensis (Damara mole-rat), 1776 nucleotides. RefSeq names its product calcitonin gene-related peptide 2. The transcript has 6 exons. The coding region runs from base 267 to 656 and encodes 129 amino acids. Lineage: Eukaryota; Metazoa; Chordata; Mammalia; Rodentia; Bathyergidae. Gene Ontology annotation, cellular component: extracellular region. Gene Ontology annotation, molecular function: calcitonin receptor binding; hormone activity. The record is from RefSeq and is a predicted model, not a curated record.
GCUGGAAUAAGAGCUUGGGGCUUGGGGAGGAAGUCGCGGCAGGAGUCGUGCUCUUCGCGGGGGCCUGAGCUCGCGCUCGCUCGAAAUUCGUGUCGCCAGUGGGGAACUUCCCAUUCUGUUCCCUCGGCAUCCUCCCGCCUAUGCUCUGGCGCCGCCGUUGGCAGAGGCAAAGGGAGUCCUACGUUUCUCAGUGAGCAGGCGGACGGAAGGAGGGAGCAAGCCACAGCUGGGCGGGUCAGCGCUAAGUUUCUGCACAGAGAAGCGUCAUGGGCUUCCGGAAAUUCUCCUCCUUUCUGGCUUUCAGCAUCUUGGUCCUGUGCCAGACCGGCAGCCUCCGGGCGGCGCCUUUCAGGCCAGACUUAGAGAGUAGCCCAGACCUGGCCGGGCUCAGUGAAAAGGAAGCGCGCCUCCUGCUGGCAGCACUGGUGCAGGACUACGUGCAGAUGAAGGCCAGUGAGCUGGAGCAGGAGCAGGAACAGGAGACAGUGGGCUCCAGCGUCACUGCCCAGAAGAGAGCCUGCAACACCGCUACCUGUGUAACCCACCGGCUGGCAGGCUUGCUGGGCAGAUCAGGGGGUGUGGUGAAGGACAACUUCGUGCCCACCAAUGUAGGCUCCAAAGCCUUUGGCCGGCGCCGCAGGGACCUUCAGGCCUGAGCAGCUAAGUGGACCCAGAAAACAGGUUACCAUGAAGCUGAACUCACCACUUAUAUUAAUUCCUGUUGACAACAACUUGGUGAGAAGGCCCCAUUGGAGAUACCCAUGUUUGCAUCCUAAUAGAUAUUGAAAAAAGCACCUUUGUCACUUGAAAGAAAUGAAACUGAAUGCAUUCUAAGCUAAUUCCAUAUUUAUUGUGCUUCAUUUUUAUUCUACGUCCAAUAAAUGUGAUGGCAUCUCCCACUGGUUCAUUGAGAGCCAUCUUGGUAAUCAUGGCAGCUCUGUCAACCUUAAGCAGACGUGAAAUUACUGCCUCUUGCAGCCUCUGGGAAACAUGGUGAUGGCAAUGCUGUGCCUUGUCUAAGAACAUGACUACAAUUUGUUUAAGGAAGUGUCAUAAUUGUGCCAUUUGUGAACUUCAUCGAGAUUAAAAGCCUAUUUUCGAUAUAUUUGUUUCAGCUUAUUUUUUAUGUAAUCUACUACUACAACUACUACUACUGCUACUAAUUAAUAGUUUUGAUUGCUUACUAUGGGCCAGAUGAUGUUUUAAGUUGGUGCUUUAUACUUGUGAAUUCAUUUAAUCUUCGUGACAAAGGUGGGGAAGAUAUAUUAUAUUUCAUUUCUCAGGAAAUGGAGAAGUAAAGUCUGGGGUCAUGCAGAUAGGCAGAAACUGGUCUAGGUGUUGUCAGAGCUUGCAGAUAAAACCAUUAUAUUAUUGCUUUUUAAAAUGGCUCCUAAUGUUUCUCAGAGACCAUAUAUAUAUAUAUUUUUUCCCAUCUGCCUGUCAUGGUAGAACCUCAGAUUUUGGAGACACAGGGAAAAAUUUAAACAUACUAACAAUGUAGUCUUCAUCUAAUUUAAUGAAUUAGUUGCACCUGUUACUUGGCUUCAAGCAUGAUCAGUGGUCAGUGUUGGUACGUCUAUGUACCAUCUAUAUUCCUAAUACUAGUGUGUUCUUUAUCACUACAUCAAGAAAAAUUCUGUCAUGUAUUUCUGAAUGGGAAUGACUCUUUUAAAUGUGACCCAAAUCCCACUUAAAAACCAAAAUACAUAAACCAACGAUAUUUUCUUAAUUCUUUAAUAUCACACAUCCAGUCUUGGUUCAAACUCCCCAAUUAUC